CUAACUUCCUUCACUAUUUUUCAAGGACUUGGUCCAAUUAACUUAUAUCACCACUAUAGAACUACCUAGUCGCCGACUUUUAGGUUCAAGAUGAGACGAGUUAAUAAACUUCCUUUGACAAACCAGUGCCAUCACUGGACUCGUCUAGGAGAAGUGCCAUGGGAUCUGCAGAAGUAUUGGCAACAGAGAUACACAAUAUUCCCUUGCUACAAUGAGGGUAUUUAUAUGACCCAAGAUGCUUGGUUUGGUGUAACCCCUGAACCAAUUGCAAACCAAAUCGCACAAGACCUCAACUCCAUCAUUAGUCCAUCAAAGACCACAAUAAUUGACCUAUUUGCCGGUGUAGGGGCAAAUGCUAUUGCCCUUGCCAAUGCUACCACUAAUCAUGGCUUGGAAGAUCGGUGGGAUAAAGUGAUCGCCGUCGAGUUGGAUGCAGCCACUCUUGCCUGUGCGCAACACAAUGCAUCUUUACAUGGCGUAACUGACGACAUAAUAUGGGUCCUUGGUGACAGCUUCAAAUUUCUAGAUGCUCUUCUAAACUCGCCAGACAAACUUGAGGAUGACUUACGAGUCGAUGUUGCGUCUACUGUUCUCUUCGCGUCGCCCCCGUGGGGUGGUCCGGGCUACAGCACCGAUGAAAUCUUCGAUCUAAAUACCAUGGAACCCUAUAACCUCGCAAAGUUAUACGGAUCCUAUAAGACCAUGGACCACGCCCUUUAUCUGCCACGCACGAGUGAUCUUAGGCAAAUUGCCAAGCUAGGCCCCGAAAGACCCAAAAUCGAAGUUGUUCAAUAUUGUGUUGAAGGCGCAAGUAAAGCCAUGGUUGCUUACAUACCAGCUGUCCAGGAUGAAGAUACUCAUGGAAACAUAACAUUCGGACCCGAAUCGACUACCUAAGUUGCGAGUUACACAUAUCAUGCCCCAUAAUCCGGU
Molecule: messenger RNA, 933 nt
Organism: Hypoxylon trugodes
Lineage: Eukaryota; Fungi; Ascomycota; Sordariomycetes; Xylariales; Hypoxylaceae
Product: RNA cap guanine-N2 methyltransferase-domain-containing protein
Exons: 3
Coding region: 91-897 (268 amino acids)
Biological process (GO): 7-methylguanosine RNA capping; 7-methylguanosine cap hypermethylation
Cellular component (GO): nucleus
Molecular function (GO): RNA cap trimethylguanosine synthase activity
Source: RefSeq, a predicted model, not a curated record